Molecule: messenger RNA, 1821 nt
Organism: Cadophora gregata
Lineage: Eukaryota; Fungi; Ascomycota; Leotiomycetes; Helotiales; Ploettnerulaceae
Exons: 2
Coding region: 760-1821 (353 amino acids)
Molecular function (GO): oxidoreductase activity, acting on the CH-OH group of donors, NAD or NADP as acceptor
Source: RefSeq, a predicted model, not a curated record
GCCUGUUCUUCCAGUUAUACUCAAUUCUCUUUUCUCUCCCUAUCAUUCAGUGGCACAGUCACGGAAUUCGCAUACUUGACUAGGAAGUACAGGGCAUGAGCUGUAUUGAAUGCUUCAGAAACCCUCUGGUCAAGGUCUUCAAGUAUCACUCAUCUCGUGUAGGACAUUAUCGACAAUCUGUAACCAUUAAUGCUAAUGCCCGACUUGGAAGGCAGUAUAGCAAUCGAAACAUUCUCCCUUCAGGUAUGCAUAUGUGGGAGGCAAGGCACUUACAGUAUCUUCCUUAUAAACACUAAGGUUGCAAAAGAAUACAUAGGUUAUUCCGUGGUACAUGCAUAACGUAAACUCACCAAACGAUUGUUCCUAAGAGGGCGGUUAGCGUUACCUCUAAACUUCCGUCCUAGGAGAAAUCAUCUCAUAAGGUAGUCAGUCAAGUCAAAUCGUCCGAGCUCUUUCUCGUACCUGUUCUGUUAGGGGACCAGGGGACUAAUCACAGCUUAGCAUAGCCUUAGUCAGCGGCCUUCUUUGGAACGUAGUUUACCUAGCAAUAGACAGUGGACACAGACUUCCCACAAUAUCAACUUGAUACCCAUGACACGUUUCAUCUGCUCUGGCUAGCUAUUGAACACCUUUUUCCUCCUUCUUCUUUUCUUCUGCUUCUUCUUCUUCUGAUCUCUCAGAUCUCCAUUAAUUUACUAUAAUUACGUUGUACAUGCCACUAAUUUCUAUCAACUUCGACACUCGAUCAGCAAAUCCAAGAUGUCCUCCCGAUUACCUCCCUCUAGAGAGCUCUCCUGGGCCAAGCCUCUCUCUAUCGACCUCAUCCUCAAAGUCUUGAACGUGACUUUCCUCCACCCCUUCGUAGCUUGGAUGGUCCCGCUCUGCAUGCGCGCGCAAGCCAUGUCGUGGACCGCGACCGCGAUGCAAGUCUCCAUCAGCUACGCAAGUCUGCUCACAGCGCUAUACUUCCUCGGCGUCUUGAAUAGACAGAUCGCGUACUCGAAGCCGCGGAAAGUGGAUUUCUCCGAAGAGGUCAUUGUUGUUACGGGCGGUGCGAGUGGGCUGGGCCUGCUGAUCGCAGAGGUAUACGGCAUGCGAGGCGCGACAGUGGCGGUUCUUGAUGUUAAGGACUUGGAGGCUGGCGAGGCGAGGGGAGUGUCUGUGUACAAUUGUGAUGUUGGGGAUAAAGAUCAGGUUGCGAAGGUUGCGCUGGAAAUUGAGAGGGAUCUCGGAACCCCUACAAUUCUAAUCAACAACGCUGCAAUCGUCAACGGCAAACCCCUACUCGACCUCUCAACCGAUGAAAUCGACCGCACAUUCCGCGUUAAUGUCCUCUCCCACUUUUACACUAUUAAAGCCUUCCUCCCAGGCAUGAUUCGCGCAAAGACUGGUACAAUCGUCACAAUAUCCAGCGUUCUAGGUCAACUAGGCGCCUCUUCUCUGUCUGAUUAUACAGCAUCAAAAGCAGGAAUCACGGCACUGCAUAAAUCUCUGACUGCGGAGUUAAUAGACAAUCCAGAGAUUAAGACGAUACUAGUUUCUCCCGGACAGCUCAGUACACCACUUUUCGAUGGCGUGAAGACGCCGAACUCGUUCUUAGCACCAUUAUUGGAGCCAGUAGAUGUGGCGAAGGAGGUCAUUGCUGCGAUUGAUUCGGGAAGUAGUGCAGUGCUAGCAAUGCCGUUGUAUGCUAGGUGGAUUGAUUGGAUGAAUGUCCUGCCUGUUGGGGUGCAGAGCAUUGUAAGGAAGCUAGCAGGCGUGGACUCUGCUAUGAAAGGGUUUGUAGGGAGGAGUGUAAGAGAGAAGGAGAGCUUGAUUUGA